Messenger RNA from Nerophis lumbriciformis (worm pipefish), 1509 nucleotides. NCBI's taxonomy places the organism in Eukaryota, Metazoa, Chordata, Actinopteri, Syngnathiformes, Syngnathidae. The record is from RefSeq and is a predicted model, not a curated record.
AUGUUGCCACAAUGUUUGAAGAACUUCAACGUGCGAAAAUGUCUCACCUUCAUCACAGGCAUGGUGGAGUGUCUGUUCUUUGCAGGAAUAGUACUCGGGUGGGCUUCACUUGGGUUCCUUUUUAAGGCACAGGGGUUCUUUGGUUCCUUUUGUGUCAACACCACAAAUACGGAUGGUUUGCAGGUCCAAGAUUGCAGGGGGCAGGAUGAGCAGUUUUCUUUGGUAUUCACCAUUGCAUCAUUCUUGAUGAAUUUCUUGACAUUACUAAAUGGUCUCAUCUUUGACCGCUUUGGGACCCUCAUAGCGCGGCUCUUUGGAUUAGCACUUCACACAGGGGGACUCUUAAUGUUGGCCUUUGCAACUCCAACUCUGUCCAUGUUGGUUUAUCCAGGGCUCUCAUGCAUAGCCGUGGGUGGCUUUAUGCUGCUCCUCACCAACAUGCAAGUGGCAAAUCUGUUCGGAGCUCAUCGUUCCACCAUCAUCACUGUCUACAAUGGGGCCUUCGACUCUUCAUCGGGCGUAUUCCUCCUUGUUAAAUUUGCAUACGAGUCUGGCAUCUCUCUCAAAGCCAGUUUCCUGUUCUUGGCUGCCGGAAGCAUCCAUCACUUGCUCAGGACAAUCUUCCUUUUUCCCAGAACCACAAUCCCAUACCCAUUGCCUGACAACUACAAGUAUGGGAUAUCCUGCAGAAGAUCAAGGAAGACCAACGGAACUGUGGAGACUGACUCUAAAAUGACAAUGGACGAUAAUCCACCGGAUCAGGAGGAACUUAAAAAGACUGAGAAAACCUUCCGUGAGUGCAUUCUGUCCAAAUUCUUCUUCUUGGUCCUCCUCUGGUUGUCAGUGAUCCAACUGAGACACUUCGUGUUCAUUGGCACCCUCAACCCUGCGCUGGAGCGUCUGGCUGAUGGAGAUGCAUCCAUUGUGAGCAAGUACAUCAACGCCUUUGCAUUUACACAGAUGUGUGGAUUGCUGGUUGCUCCCAUUCAUGGCACUAUCCUAGACCGACACAAGCGCAAACCUCCGGUCCCAGGAAUGAGUGAAGAAGAGGCCGACCUAAACUCAGCAAUAAUCUCCUUCUUCCUGACAUCAGUGCUGGCAUUGCUGUUCUCAAUUUGCUCUUCCAUCCCCGUGCUGCCACUUCAAUACUUCACUUUUGUCAUGCAAAUGAUCGACUUCAGUUUCCUGUAUGGCGGAAUGACUGUAUUUGUCGCAGUGGUUUUCCCACCAUGUCAUUUUGGGAAGCUUUAUGGCCUUAUUACCACACUCUCGGCAGUGUUCUCUUUACUGCAGUAUGCCUGCUUUGCUGUUGUGGAGGAACUUCUGGAUGGAGAUCCUUUAUAUGUGAACAUCGCCCUGACGGUACUGAUCCUGUUCUCUUUCAGUCAUCCGCUGAAUGUUUUUCUGCACUGUCGAAAGCUUGCAUCGCAGCGGGCAAAAGCCAACACCAGCACUGCUACGAAAACUGUCAUUGUUACUGAAGUCGAGUCGAUGGUUUCCCUGACCUAG